UAUUCAUAACUACCAGAAUCCAAUGCUCCCAUUGGCUAAGACGCGCACCCAAAAGUCUAUAUAAAGCGCGUAGAAAUGGCAGUUCUGGUCAUUGUUGUACUGGGCUCUUACCCAGUAGAUUCUUGAGCUGACCUUCACAGAGCUCCCCCAUAUGAUGCAUUAGAUUGUUGCUCGGGGCUCUGACCCUGACAGAGUUCCCGACAUGUACACAUGUACGCCUUAACUUUACAUUGUAUAUAGUGCGCCCUCUAUUGACCUGAGAUGUAAAUUAUCUCGAAUAAAGUACUAGUGUGUGUGUGUAAGAUACUUGUAUCUGACUCUUUAUUUGAUAAUGUCUCUCAACCCAGAGAGACGUUACAGUACUAUACCAGAUGCUCCUGCUCAUGAUGUACAGCAGCAGCCGCCCUUGACCAAGAAAACAGCAAAUGUUGAGCAGCCCGAUCAGACAGCGACAGUAUCAACCAAGGAAAGUGUUGAGCCACUCGCGCAGACAUUGAUUGCCCCGACCAAGGAUGAUGAAAUCGAUUCGACAAUAACUAUGUUUCUGGAGUUGGAGGAACACCGGUCCCACGUUGAACGCCUAGAGCAAGAUAUCAUAGCACUUAAAACAGCCUUGGAGAUGCGAGAACAAGAAAAUGCCAGCCUGCAGCAGGAAGUUAUAGACUUAAAAGUGAUUCUUGGUAAUAGAAUUGCGUUUCAGAUCUCAUCUAAGACAUCUGGCCAGGCCGCUGACUGCACAUCAAAUUCGAACAGCGAGUUUGACAGCUCAAGCAUAUUGGAGUGCUCAUCACCAAUCCCUACUUGUGACUCUCCAUGUUAUGACUUGGAUGACAAUGUUCCCAUGGUUACUGGUAAAUAUAUAUUUAUAUAUAUGUGUAUAUACAUCCAAUGA
Molecule: messenger RNA, 892 nt
Organism: Patiria miniata (bat star)
Lineage: Eukaryota; Metazoa; Echinodermata; Asteroidea; Valvatida; Asterinidae
Exons: 3
Coding region: 332-892 (186 amino acids)
Source: RefSeq, a predicted model, not a curated record